This is a messenger RNA of Cyclopterus lumpus (lumpfish), 1100 nucleotides long. RefSeq names its product translocase of inner mitochondrial membrane 21 (gene timm21). The record is from RefSeq and is a predicted model, not a curated record. Gene Ontology annotation, cellular component: TIM23 mitochondrial import inner membrane translocase complex. Gene Ontology annotation, biological process: protein import into mitochondrial matrix. The transcript has 6 exons. Bases 234 to 959 code for a protein of 241 amino acids. NCBI's taxonomy places the organism in Eukaryota, Metazoa, Chordata, Actinopteri, Perciformes, Cyclopteridae.
AGGCGUGCGAAAUAGCGCGACAGAUGUUUGAAACAGACCAACACAGCACCGUCGUGUCCGAGUCGCCUGAGUAAGUUAGUUGGUGGCGCAAGUUGUGCAUUUAUGACGCAUAAUAGGUCACUUCGUAAUAGUUUAGCCUGCACGAGGUGCAUGUUCGUUGUUACAGCUUUUGCGUGCCGUCGUCCCUGCUAAAGUGCACGCGCUCAGCGUGCUAGCUCACAGAGGACACACUCAUGGCUUACACGCAGAUAUUGAAAGCCCUGCUGCACCGGAAUCUACAACACACUGCGACGAAAUGUAAACUCACGCACGUCAGCUUGCUCAUCCUCACGCACAGGACCGCGUCCACAGUCUCGCGACUGACCUUUCGCAGAAGAGUCGAGGCUCCUUCGUCCGUCCUGCCAGCGCUGAGCGGCUUCAUUCAAGCGCAGCCGCGGAGGUGCGUUCAUAGCAGCCCCGAAGAGAGGGACAGGUCGGUCUCCAGGUACCAGAGUGGGAGCCCAAAGCCUUCAGCUGCACAAAAAGUGAAAGAAGCUGGCAGAGACUUCACCUACUUGAUAGUUGUACUCAUUGGGCUUGGGGUGACAGGUGGGCUGUUAUAUGUGGUGUUCCAAGAGCUGUUUUCCUCCUCAAGUCCAAAUAAAAUCUAUGGGAAAGCCUUCAACAAAGUCAGGUUAAACCCAGAGGUGAUCGGUGCAUUUGGGGAGCCAAUCAAGUGCUUUGGGGAGACUUCCCGCCGAGGAAGGAGGCAGCAAGUCAGUCAUCUGGAAUACCUGAAGGACGGACUGAAGCUUAUGAGACUUAAGUUUUACAUUGAAGGCUCGGAGCCAGGCCUUAAAGGAACCGUACACUCUGAGUCCAAAGAGAAUGCCGAAACUGGAAAAUAUGAGUUUCGUUACAUAUUUGUGGAAGUAGAUACCUACCCAAGACGAAACAUCAUUGUGGAAGAUAACCGAUGAGCCAGAUAAAUAAGUGUCUCUUCACUAGAAAAGCAUUAUGAAAAUGUGAAGAAUGUUUUUGUGUUAUUGGAGGAAUAACUGAAGAUUUACUGUAAAUGUAACUUUAAUUUACUAUUAAAAACUUGUGUUAAACAUCAACAA